Scomber scombrus (Atlantic mackerel) is the source of this 1177-nucleotide messenger RNA. RefSeq names its product H6 family homeobox 3a (gene hmx3a). Gene Ontology annotation, biological process: regulation of transcription by RNA polymerase II. The record is from RefSeq and is a predicted model, not a curated record. Lineage: Eukaryota; Metazoa; Chordata; Actinopteri; Scombriformes; Scombridae. Gene Ontology annotation, molecular function: RNA polymerase II transcription regulatory region sequence-specific DNA binding; DNA-binding transcription factor activity, RNA polymerase II-specific. The coding region runs from base 266 to 1177 and encodes 303 amino acids. The transcript is spliced from 2 exons. Gene Ontology annotation, cellular component: nucleus.
AUGAGACAUCUCCGUGUUUGUACCUGUUUUUACCGCUCAAACAUCUUUAUUUUAUUAUUUUUCUAGCCUUAGAAGGACGUCUGUUUUGACGCGCUCUCCGGGUGAGAAAUCGUGUCUCCGCGUUAAAACCCGUCGAGAAGAAUAACACAGGGAGUCAUCGCAGCCAGGAUAUCAACAGUCUGUAAGUCAGCUUCGCUGUUUUUCUUUUUUUUUUUUUUGAUUUCUUGCUUCCGUGGUCCUUUGCGUUCAGACCACAGCCACAGCGAUGCCAGAGACAACGCAAGAGACGUGCGCUUCGGCCAAGGACUCUCCUUUCUUCAUUAAGAACCUGCUGAACUGUGAUAGCAAACCGUCCAAACCUAAACCAAUGCUGGCUGCCACUAAGAUGGCCUUAGAGGGAGGACUUUCCCUUUCCCAGGUCGGGGAAUUCAACUUUCCACGCUUUGACCUGCCCGCACAGAGGUUCAGUCUACCGGCCCACUACUUGGAGCGCACCUCGGCGUGGUGGUACCCCUACGCCCUCAGCUCAUCCGCCCACCUACACAGAACUGAAGUCACCGAGAAACAAGGAGCCAGAGACUCCUCUCCAACCUCGGGCACGGACAGAGACUCGCCGGACCUGGUACUCAAAUCCGAGCCGGACGCCAAAGACGACGACGAGGACGAUGAGCACAACAACAACAAAAGCGGCGACGAGAUAAUCCUGGAGGAGAGCGACACGGAAGAAACCAAAAAAGACGAGCUGGGGGAGUGGAAGAAGAUGGACGAUGACAAGAAGCCGUGUCGCAAGAAGAAGACGCGCACGGUUUUCUCCCGGAGCCAGGUGUUCCAGCUGGAGUCCACCUUCGACAUGAAACGGUACCUGAGCAGCUCGGAACGGGCCGGCCUGGCCGCGUCCCUGCACCUGACGGAGACUCAGGUGAAGAUCUGGUUUCAGAACAGGAGGAACAAGUGGAAAAGGCAGCUGGCCGCGGAGCUGGAGGCCGCCAACCUCAGCCACGCCGCAGCGCAGAGGAUAGUCCGGGUGCCCAUCCUUUACCACGAAAGCUCGGCCUCAGAGAGCGGGGGCACCGCUGCCAACGUGCCCGUGAGCCAGCCACUGAUCACCUUCCCUCACCCCGGCGUCUACUACUCCCACCCCAUCGUCACAUCCGUGCCGCUGCUCAGACCCGUUUGA